Messenger RNA from Sphaeramia orbicularis (orbiculate cardinalfish), 1279 nucleotides. Its product is annotated as macrophage mannose receptor 1-like. The transcript is spliced from 4 exons. The coding region runs from base 67 to 1059 and encodes 330 amino acids. NCBI's taxonomy places the organism in Eukaryota, Metazoa, Chordata, Actinopteri, Kurtiformes, Apogonidae. The record is from RefSeq and is a predicted model, not a curated record.
GGUGUGAAUAGAAGCCUGACCUGGUUCACUGCUCAAAACAGAAAAAAAACAAAGGAGGAAAAAAAAAUGGAAUGGAGUCUGUUUCUGCUCCUUCUGAUGGGUCAGUGGUCUUUCUCCACCUGUAAAGAUUAUGAGUACCACUUUAUUAAAGAGGAGAAGACCUGGUCCGAGGCCCAGGAGUACUGCAGAAAGCACUUCACAGACCUGGCCACCGUGAACAACUUGUCAGACUUGGACAUCCUCUGUGACCAGCGCACCUGCCAAGAAGGAUGGAUUGGACUUUACGCCGAAAUAGACACUGGGAGGGAAUGGGUCUGGUUCAGUGAAAGAAACCAGACCUCACCACUGCCACCGCAGAGCUGUAUGGUUAAGUGGGGAGACCGUUCCAUGGGCCGUUAUACAUGUAAUGACAAAAGGCUGAGUAUAGAUGUGAAGUGCUGGUUGGACCUUCAGAGGAUCUGCUCUGCAUCCAACGUGGCCCUGACAAUUCAAGAAAGCAACAACCCAUGUGAGUUCUGUGAGCCCCAGGCGCCCGUCACGUUAUUCAUCCUCUUCACACACAAGUGGAGGUGGUCCGAUGGGAGUGAUCACUGUGAACACUCAAAUCCCACAACUCAGGGAGCUAAGGAAUGUGUGGUGAUGGGUAACAACAGAGGAUGGAAGAGCGACAGCUGUGAAGAACCAAGACCUUUCUACUGCUACGAAGAUGAACUGGUCCUGGUUCCAGAGCAAAAGUCCUGGGACGACGCUUUGACGUACUGUAGAAAACACUACUCCGACCUGGCCUCCAUCACCAACCCCACCCAGCAGACAUGGGUCCAGAAGAGGGUGCAGAGGGCCCAGUUUGACUACGUGUGGGUGGGACUGCGCUACACCUGCAGUCUGGAUCUCUGGUACUGGGCCAGUAACAGGCUGGUCUGCUAUCAGAACUGGGACUCAAAGGAACCGGGGCAUGAAUGUGACAUGGCUGGAGCUGUGAAAAAAGGGACGGCCGAGUGGGUCAGUCUAGACAAAGGUGACGUGUAUGCCUUCAUCUGUUCCACAAAAACCCACGCUUAAGUCAUCAAACCAAGGAUCACACUGCUCUGCUGUAUGAUUUCCUAGAAAACAUCUGCUUCAGACAUUAAAUGUGCUAAAUCUUACAUACUUUAAUAAGAUGAAUCAGAAAACAAAGUAGAAAAGUGCUGGUUAGCUCAUGUUUUCAAUAUACACUUGUGCUCAUAAGUUCACAUACACUAGCAGAAUUUAUGAUUCUAUGGCCAUUGUUCAGAGAAUAUGA